Coccomyxa subellipsoidea C-169 is the source of this 743-nucleotide messenger RNA. RefSeq lists its product as hypothetical. The transcript is spliced from 4 exons. The record is from RefSeq and is a predicted model, not a curated record. NCBI's taxonomy places the organism in Eukaryota, Viridiplantae, Chlorophyta, Trebouxiophyceae, Coccomyxaceae. The coding region runs from base 94 to 603 and encodes 169 amino acids.
GCACCAGAGGAUGGCCCAGAGCCCCAGUCUGCAAAGUCCCACCAGCAGCCCACUCCACCUGACCGUGCUGCCCAUGCACAGGGACCACCUGAAAUGCCUCAAGCCCCGGUGCUGGCUCCAGGGCCCAACGACACUACCGGGCUUGUCAUUGAGCGGGAUAGAGCUGCAAUGGCGGCAGUGGAAGCCAAAGAGUGGGAGCUGCGGCGGGUGGAGAUUGAGAGGCAGGCUGAGGAGGCACGGCGAGAGAAGAAGCGCCGCCGUGCUGAGUCAGAGCUUGCCGUCCGUUCCCAGGCGCGGCUGGAGGAUCACUGGCGGCUGCUGGCGGCUCAGGAGUCGGAGGCUGACGAGCGUGAGCGGCUGCGCAUGGAGAUCCGGGCGCAGCUGGAGCUGCGCGUCAGAUAUGCCAGGUCAGCGGAGAGCAAGCUUCGCGCGCUCAACAUCCCCCUGGAGUACGACCCAGUCACUCGGCUGCCCAACAUCAGCAAGGCUGUACGCAGCUCGCUCCGCUUCUACCAUCCUGAUCGCUACCAGAAUGUUGGGCUCCGCGCUCAGGUGGAAGCAGAGGAGAUGUUCAAGCUUGUGUCGCGUGUGCGCAACCCGUGAGAAUUCAGUUUUCACCGUUUCAUCAUGUUGUGUUGGGCUCUGGUGUCCUUUUUUAGUCUGCAUUAGCCAACAUGUGAUUGUUUGGCAUGCCAUGUACAUGACAUAUCAGAUAAGUUCCUGCAAGCCAGAAAAUCACAUGC